Messenger RNA from Penicillium hordei, 2514 nucleotides. RefSeq names its product GH92 family glycosyl hydrolase. The record is from RefSeq and is a predicted model, not a curated record. Gene Ontology annotation, molecular function: peptide-N4-(N-acetyl-beta-glucosaminyl)asparagine amidase activity; carbohydrate binding. Gene Ontology annotation, biological process: glycoprotein catabolic process; protein deglycosylation; protein quality control for misfolded or incompletely synthesized proteins. Gene Ontology annotation, cellular component: cytosol; nucleus. Bases 1 to 2514 code for a protein of 837 amino acids. The transcript is spliced from 2 exons. Lineage: Eukaryota; Fungi; Ascomycota; Eurotiomycetes; Eurotiales; Aspergillaceae.
AUGAUCGUCGUGCUUCCAGUCCUCCUAGCAGGACUUGCAGGCGGUGCAUACCCCCGGCCAACUACAGAGACGAAUACAGACGAAACCUACCACAACAAUGCCGGUGUUCUCAAAUUUGUCAAUCCCCUCAUCGGCACCUACGGAACAACACCAAAUGGCAACGGCGGCAUGAUCCCCUCCGUCGCCCCUCCCUUCGGGAUGACCCGCUGGACACCACAGACCCGCGAGAAUUUUAUCUCGCAAGUGCCUUACGGCAACAGUGACCGUCUCAUCCAUGGAUUCCAGGCCACGCACCAACCCGCUAUCUGGAUGGGCGAGGCCGGUCAGGUUGUACUGACACCGGGAAUCGGCGAAGUGCAGCCGCUAUUUCAGAAUCGAGGAUUGCAGUUCCGGAAGAAGGAUGAGAGGAGUACGCCGUAUGUUUAUGAGAUCCUUGUUGAUGCUGCUCAGCGCUUGGACCGUGACUGGAAUGCCACGGCUGAGGCUGUAGGUGAUGGGCCUGUUCCCGGUGGUGCGGGCUCCGUGCCGGAUGAGGUGAAGGAGGGUGCCAAUGGGCGGACGCGAAAACGGCAGAUUGAGUCUGUGCUUCGUAGUACAGAUGGUGAUGAGUAUGAGCGGUCAAUUCAGGUUGCCAUGUCUGCAGAUUCUCAUAUUGGGUAUCUUCGGUUUGACUUCCAACACAGCUCUACCAAAUUGAAUGACGAAGCAGAACCCUGGGUAUUUAUUCAAGCUUCACGCCGGAACUGGACAGGAGAAAUACAUAUUGUUGCCAACAGUCGGGAGAUCUACGGCUAUAACAGUGAACGUCAGGAUUACCUCCUUGGACCGGACAAAGCCCCGUCAUUCAAGGGAUACUUUGUCUCCCAAUUUUCUGAGCCAUUCACUGAAUUUGGUGUGACAAAUGGAGGCUCGGUUAUAAAGGAUAAGAGCCAUCGACGCGGGAAUUUCACUGGUGCAUAUGUGAAAUUUGCCAACUCGACAUCCCGCGUCGAAGUGCGCACUGGUGUUUCGUACAUCAGCGUCGCACAGGCACGGAAGAACCUUGAGAUCCAGGCCCCAGAUGAGUACACCUUCGAGGAUACUGUUGAAAAGGUGAAGUCAGCCUGGCUUGAGAAGUUGGGCAGGGUAUCCAUCAAGGGCAUCAACAAGACCCAUCCGGAUAACGACCCCCGCACUAUUUGGUAUACUGGCCUGUUCCAUGCACUCCAGUAUCCAAGUGACUUUUCCGAGCCAGCAUCAAAGCAGGAUGGUGCACCGCGUAUUUUCUACUCGGGCUACACCGAUAGUGUGCACACUGAAAACGACUCAUACUACCAGUCCUGGUCAAUUUGGGAUACAUACAGAGCCGAGCACUCACUGUUGACCCUUUUCGCGCCGGAACGUGUCAACGGAAUGAUGCGCUCCUUGCUACGCAUCUUCGAUUGGUCUGGUUGGUUGCCAAUGUGGGCCAACCUGGUUGAGACAAAUAUCAUGAUCGCGACGAAUGCAGACGUGGUCCUUGCCAACGCCCUAGAACGAGGAUUUAGGGGCUUUGAUAUUGGCAAGGCUUGGCAAGCGGUCAAGAAGGAUGCAUACACCCCGCCUGAUAAAGAUACCGAUAUUUUGUACUAUGACCGUGAGCCCGGCACUUCAUAUGAGGCCCGUGCUGGACUCACAUCAUACGUGAAGCAAGGCUGGGUGUCUAAUGACGGUUGGUCCGAGGCCGGUAGCCGCACAUUGGACUACGCAUUCAAUGAUUAUGCCUGCUCGGUUGUUGCCGCCCAUGCGGGAGAGAACAACGCCACCGUGGAAGCCCUCAAGAAGCGAAGCGAAAAUUAUGCGUCUCUUUGGAACAACGAAACUGAGUUUAUGCAAGCUCGCAACGCGAACGGGACUUGGGCUAAUAACACCUUUGGUUGGACCGAAGGCGAUGACUGGGUCUACACGUUUGAUGUGAUGCAUGAUGUGAAAGGACUGGCUGCCCUUUUUGGUGGUCGUGAAGCCUUCCGCGAUAGGUUGAAUGCGCAUUUCCAGGGUGGCCACAAUGAUCAUACCAACGAACCAAGUCACCAUGUACCCUAUUUGUAUUCUGCUCUCGGUUAUCCCAACCAAGCAGCAGAGACAAUCAGAGAAAUUGCUUGGGAGAACUACAAUGCGACCAGUGGAGGGUUAGGCGGAAAUGAAGACUUGGGACAGAUGAGUGCUUGGUAUGUCUUUUCCGCGUUGGGAUUCUAUCCAGUCAAUCCUGCCAGUGAAGAUUAUAUUGUCGGCACACCGUUCUUUGAGGAAGUGACUAUCCGUCUUCCUAGUGGAGCGAGAACUGGUGGAGCCGUCGCCAAUGGUAGAGAGAGGAGGCUUGAAAUUAGCGCUCCGGGGGCAUCCACGAAGCCAUACAUUGGUGGUUUGAAGGUUGAUGGGAAACCGGUAAUUACCCCGAUUUUAAAGCACAGUCAGAUUGUGUAUGCAGCAAGAAUCGAGUUUGAAAUGAGUGCUAUACCCACUCCCUGGGGAAGUCGCCCCUUAUGGGAAACUUGA